This is a messenger RNA of Priceomyces carsonii, 1203 nucleotides long. RefSeq lists its product as uncharacterized. The transcript is spliced from 2 exons. Lineage: Eukaryota; Fungi; Ascomycota; Pichiomycetes; Serinales; Debaryomycetaceae. Gene Ontology annotation, molecular function: oxidoreductase activity. The record is from RefSeq and is a predicted model, not a curated record. Bases 1 to 1203 code for a protein of 400 amino acids.
AUGAGUUUUAACGAAUACGCAAAGGAUGGCAGGGGACUUAGAAUAGGAUACCGUCUAUUACAAUUAACCAAACUAUGGGAAAUGCUUUUAGCUUAUAAAUCAGAACUUGCGUCUGCUAUAUUUUCUGACCUUAGUGUCCAGGAUAUUAAACUUAUUGAAAAAGUCAAUAUUUUUAUUCCUUUACAAACAUUGAAGAAGGAGUAUGAAAAGCUUUACAGAGACUACAAGAAGACUAUUAUACCCAACAAGACUGAUUUUGAUUUAUGGAAUGUAUCUAGCUCGUUAAUUAUUGGAAAUCUGAUAGAACCUUUGGCAAGUAUUCUCAUCCCCUUAAUCUACGCAAUUUCUGCAGGAUCACCUUGUGUGCUUAAUGUUCCAAACUGUCCCAAAUUAGAGAAGAUUCUCAGUGAAAUAUUGCCAAAAUUUUUGGAUACUGAGUACUAUAUCUAUUCUCUGAAAAAAGCAAAAGAUCUUAGUCAGGAAGGAUUUCAACAGGCAGUUAUCACGAGAUCUUUUCUUUCUAUUGAAGGAAAGAACAGAGCUUGUGGUAUUAAUGUUGUCGCAUUGUUGGAUGUUAAAAAGUCGAUAGAUUCCUCUUUGCCUGCACUAGUCAAAUGGAAAGAAACGGGUCAAGGCUAUACAUUGUGUGCUCCUGACGUGGUUUUAGUACAUGAAAAAAACUUCAAUAAGGUUCUACAAGUGCUCCAGAAAUCCAAUGCGUAUAAAACUAAAGUGAUUGAUCCAUUCAAAGAAUUUCCUGACAAAAAUGUACCCGACACUCUCUUUGUCGCAUCUUGCACCACAGAAGUUGCGAUUCUUAUUCUUCAGACGAAUAAAAUAAAUCUUUUCACUUACUUUGGAUCUGAACCUUUUGGAACAUACAUUUUGAAGUUUUGUCCUCAGAUUAGUACAGCCGUGAUUAAUAAGGUCUCUCUUACUUUUUAUGAUGAUCUUAGUAGAUCCACCUUUCAGUACAGGAGAUUCAUCGAAAGAGAAAAAAAACUUAAGCUCCAGAACUUGAGCUUAGAUACAGAUUCCUCGUAUGAUUAUAGUACAAUGAAAUUGAAGAGAUUGCUGAUAAAGUAUCAGGAAAAUAUGGGAUUUUUUGAGCAAGGAUUCAACCUAAGUUUAGGGGUGUUACUAGUCUCUUUUGUAUCUAUAGCUGGUUAUGGUCUUUUUGCAUUAAACAAAAAAGCGCAGUAA